Molecule: messenger RNA, 1194 nt
Organism: Saccharomyces eubayanus
Lineage: Eukaryota; Fungi; Ascomycota; Saccharomycetes; Saccharomycetales; Saccharomycetaceae
Gene: HOC1
Product: alpha-1,6-mannosyltransferase
Exons: 1
Coding region: 1-1194 (397 amino acids)
Biological process (GO): protein N-linked glycosylation
Cellular component (GO): mannan polymerase complex
Molecular function (GO): alpha-1,6-mannosyltransferase activity
Source: RefSeq, a predicted model, not a curated record
AUGAUGAGCAAGACAACGAAAAGAGUCUCCAGCAUCAGGAAAUUGGCAGUGUUUGCACUAGUAGCCCUGGUCACGUUGGCUUUGGCAGUUCGAUUUUUAUUCUACAACUCCAAUGCCACUGAUUUACAGAAAAUGCUUCAAAACUUGCCCAAGGAGAUUUCGCAAAGCAUCAAUAGCGCCAAUACUAUUCAGAGCACCGAUCUGGACCUGGUCCAACAUUUUGAAAGUUUAGCCAAGGAAAUUAGACAUCAACAAGAGGUACAAGCAAAGCAGUUUGAAAAACAACGUAAAGUCUUGGAGAAGAAGAUCCAAGAUCUGAAGCAAACCCCGCCAGAGGCCACAUUAAGAGAACGUAUUGCCCUGACUUUCCCAUACGAUUCCCAUGCCAGGUUCCCCGCCUUCAUUUGGCAAACUUGGUCCAAUGACAAAAGUCCCGAAAAUAUUCAAGACAUAAAGGGCAUGUGGGAAAGCAAGAAUCCAGGCUUUGCACAUGAAGUGUUGACACACGACGUGAUAAACGCGUUAGUACAUCACUAUUUCUAUUCUAUACCCGAAAUUUUAGAGACUUACGAAGCCUUGCCCUCCACCAUUUUGAAGAUUGAUUUUUUCAAAUACCUGAUCUUGUUGGUCCAUGGUGGUGUGUAUGCAGAUAUUGACACUUUCCCCGUGCAGCCCAUUCCGAACUGGAUUCCUGAGGAGUUGUCACCUUCCGACAUCGGCUUGAUAGUAGGUGUUGAGGAAGACGCUCAAAGACCAGAUUGGAGAACCAAGUUCAUUAGGAGAUUACAGUUUGGUACGUGGAUUAUACAAGCUAAACCUGGUCAUCCGAUAUUGAGAGAGAUCAUUGCCAAAAUCAUAGAGACCACCCUUCAAAGAAAGAAAGAGGACCAGCUGAAUGUUAACCUAAGAAACGACCUGAACAUCAUGAGUUGGACGGGUUCUGGUUUGUGGACAGACACGAUCUUCACAUAUUUUAAUGAUUUUAUGAGAAGUGGGGUCAGAGAAAAGGUGACAUGGAGAUUGUUUCAUAAUCUAAAACAAUCAAAACUGUUAAGUGAUGUUUUAGUCUUCCCCAAGUUCUCGUUCAAUUGUCCAAAUGAAAUCGCUAAUGAUGAUCCGUACAAGAAACUUUAUUUUAUCACACAUUUGGCUGCGCAGUUUUGGAAAAACACUCCAAAAGUGGAACAAAAAUAA